CAUUAAGCCCCGCGCAUGCGCAGGCUUAACGACGCCCCGAGAUCGCAGAGCCCGGGGGAUGACGGCGAGUGUGCGCUCCGCUCGGGAGCACAUAGACGAUCUUUGUCCGCUGCCGGUUCUGACAGCGGCGGGGGAGCUGGCGAGGAGGAGAGCGGAGGAUCCGUGUGGACCACAGCUUGCUGCUGCAGCGGCUGAGGGGGACGGACACACACACACACACACACACACAUAUACAUAUACACACAUCUCAUAUUCUACAGCAUCAACUCACACACACGCGCACAUACACAUCCAGCUGCUGGGGGAGGAAGCAGGAGCCGGUUUGCAGACGCUCAGCGUGUUUCAGACCAGAUCAGUCUACGGUUCACUCUACGGCAACUCUUCAUUUCAGUUGUCUUCAAUUCAGUACUCACCCACGUCAUUGCGGGGAGUUCAAUGGAAAGACCCCCCCCCCCCCUCUCAUCUUUGACUCUACCCAGUUUGAAGAACAUUCUGAAGACAAAAACGGUGGCUCAAGUCAAAUCGUCACUGGCUGCAGUGCGGAUCCAGACUUCUGCGCCCUGUUGGCCACUGAACCUGCCGUUGGAGAAAAGAGGUUUUGGCCGCGAUACAACCAACCAUGGACAGGAACAGGAAGUGGGUGCCGGGCCUCGGAGCUGCGCUAUUGAUACUCUUGUGUCACGUGACUUCAGCGCUAGAAGUGCCUCUUGAUCCUAAAGUACUGGAAGGAUUGCCCCAACCCCCCACUAUAACGCUGCAGUCCCCAAAGGAUUACAUCUUUGAUCCGCGGGAGAACAUCGUCAUCCACUGUGAGGCCAAGGGGAAGCCGACUCCCAGCUUCUCCUGGACGAGAAACGGCACCCACUUUGAUGUGGAGAAAGACUCCAAUGUCCUGACGAAGCCCGGCUCAGGAACUCUGGUCAUUGACAUCAGCGGGGAAAAGGCGGAGGCUUACGAGGGGACGUACCAGUGUACAGCCCAUAAUGAGCACGGCACGGCUGUGUCCAACAACAUUGUCAUCAGACAGUCCAGGUCCCCCCUGUGGUCAAAGGAGAGAAAUGAAGCCAUCACCGUGCAGAUGGGGGUCUCCCUGGUGCUGCAGUGCCGACCCCCUGCCGGGCUGCCUCCUCCUGUCAUCUUCUGGAUGGAUAACAACUUUCAGCGGCUGCCGUUGGACAAGCGAGUCUCGCAGGCCCUGAACGGAGACCUGUACUUCUCCAACGUUCUCCCAGAAGACACCAGGAGCGACUACAUCUGCUAUGCUCGCUUCCCCCACACCCAGACCAUCCAGCAGAAACAGCCCAUUUCAGUCAUCGUGCUCAACAACAGCCCAGAGGGGGAGCGUCCUCCUGGUUUCAUGAUGCCUCUGGGCCCCGCCAGCGCCAAGAUGGUUCUGAGAGGAGAGACUCUGGAGCUGGAGUGCAUCGCUGAGGGCUUGCCCACUCCAGACAUCUCCUGGCAGAAGGAUGGCGGUGAACUGCCCAGCAGCAGGAUGUCCUUCCACAACUUCAAGAAAACGCUGAUGAUUUCCGAUGUGAAUGAAGCAGAUGCAGGCGACUACCGCUGUUCGGCCACGAACAACCUGGGCAAUGCACACCACAUGAUCAAGGUCUCUGUCAAAGCGGCUCCAUUCUGGGUCAGCGCCCCCAGGAACCUGAUCCUCGCCCCAAACGAGACCGGUAUCCUGACCUGUCGUGUCAAUGGAGAACCCAAACCGAAGAUUACCUGGUUUGUCAAUGGAAUCCGCCUAGAAAAUGCUCCUGAGGACCACAGUCGCAAGGUGGAGGACGACACUGUGAUUCUUAGCAAUGUGCAAACGGGAUCCAGUGCCGUCUAUCAGUGUAACGCAUCCAACGAGUUUGGCUACCUGAUGGCGAAUGCCUUUGUCAGCGUUCUGGCUGAAGCACCAAGGGUGCUCACUCCACCCAACCAAGUGUACCAGGUCAUCGCCAAUCACCCUGCACUACUUCACUGUGCCUCCUUUGGCUCACCAAUACCGACCAUCACAUGGUUCAAAGACAGUCAGACCAGCAUUAGGAACGGUGACCCGUAUGUGAUCCAUGAGAAUGGCACACUGGAGAUCCACGUGGCCCAGCCACUAAACAGCGGAAAGUACACCUGCAUCGCCACCAAUAACCUGGGGAUCAGGGAGAACCACGUCUUCCUGGAAGUUAAAGAGCCCACCCGUAUCCUGAAGCAGCCGGAGUAUAAGGUGGUGCAGAGAGGAAUGAGCGCCAUGUUCGAGUGUAAAGUCAAACACGAUCCCUCCCUCAUUCCCACCAUGACAUGGCUGAAAGACAGUGGAGAACUGCCAGAUGACGAGAGGUUUGUGGUGGACACAGACAGUCUGACCAUCAAAGAUGUGACAGAUGAAGAUGAGGGCACCUACACCUGCAUCAUGAACACAACCCUGGACCGGGACUCGGCCAGCGCCAUGCUGACCGUUGUUGAGGCAACUCCGACUCCGGCUAUUGUCCACGAGAAACCCGACCCCCCGACCGACCUGGAACUGACUGACCAGACGGAGAGGAGCGUCCAGCUCACGUGGAUCCCGGGAGACGAUCACAACAGUCCCACAGAGAGGUUUUUGAUCCAAUAUGAGGACCUGCUCCACCAGCCAGGGGUUUGGGUCAACCUGUCCGAGGUUGCAGGCACUAGCACCACAGCGCGGUUGAGCCUCUCUCCGUACAUCUACUACUCUUUCCGAGUGCUGGCUCUGAAUCGCGUGGGCUACAGCCGCCCCAGCCAGCCCUCGCGCCAAUACAGGACAAAUCCUGCAGCUCCGGAUGAAAAUCCAUCAGAUGUUAAGGGAGUUGGAACAGAACCUGGCAACCUGGUCAUCUCCUGGACACCACUGACAGGAUUCAAGUCCAAUGGGCCAGGUUUGGAGUACAAAGUGCUGUGGCGACAGAAGGACACGGACGGGGAGUGGUCAUCGAGGAGCGUGGCUAACGUCUCCCAGUGUGUCGUGUCUGGAACCCCCACCUUUCAGCCGUACGAAAUCAAAGUUCAAGCGUUUAAUGACUAUGGCAGCGGACCAGAGCCUGAAGUAAUGAUUGGGUACUCUGGGGAAGACUUGCCGCUGUCUGCGCCUGAGAGUUUGCAGGUCAUGGUUCAUAACAGUACGCUAGCAGAAGUACAUUGGGAGCCCGUAUCUAUCCCUUCAGUAAGGGGAAAGCUACAGGGAUACAAGGUCUACUAUCGUCGCGAGCGCGGCCUGCAUGCGACCGAGGAGGAGACGGAUCAGGAGGAGCAGGUUUUGACGUUCAGUGGGAACCGUAGCGAGGGCCGCCUGCCGGGCCUCCAGCCUUACAGCCUCUACAACCUCUUCAUCAGGGUGGUGAACAGCAAAGGAGAGGGGCCACAGAGCUCCAGCAAGACAUUUGAGACACCCGAGGGAGUCCCAGGGCCUCCUUCUUUUCUGAAUGUCACCACCUCCAGCCUGGACUCUCUUACUCUUCAAUGGGGCCCACCAAUGAAUAACAAUGGACGCCUCGCUGGAUACACACUGAAAUACCAACCAGUCAACAACACCAAUGAAUUGGGACCAGUCAAGGUCAUGAUGUUCCUCGCCAACGAGACCACCACUACCCUGGGCAACCUCAACUCCAGCAUGUUGUACAAGUUUUACUUAAGUGCAAAGACAAUCAAGGGCUCCGGCCCCAUCGUCACGGAGGAGGCCUUCACAGUAAUAGACACCGCUCGUAGUCAGCCCACUGUAGCGCCGGGCAAAGGCCCCACUGAGCCCCCUCACCCAACUUCCCCCAUCACUCAGUCUCCGCAUCCCCCGUUUCACAAGGCACCUCCUGUAGGCCCUGCGUUUGGCUCAGUUAACAGGACUGUGUCGGAGGACGGUGCGGUGAUCAGUUGGGAAUACUUUGGACACCAUAAGAAUGUAUAUGUGGAAUAUAUUGUAGAAAACAGUAAAGAGGACUGGAAAAGGGAGUUGGUCAACGGCUCACACUCUCAUACGAUAAAAGGUUUAAAGCCGGGGACGUCCUAUAGGGUGCGUGUGGUCGCUAGAGACCCGUCCGACCCGGCAGUCCACAGCACAGACGAAGUGUUGGUUACGGUGCCAGCUGUGCCCAGCCGACAGGUCGACAUCGCAACCCAGGGCUGGUUCAUUGGGCUGAUGUGUGCAAUCGCGCUCCUCAUCUUGGUCCUCCUCAUAGUGUGCUUCAUCAAGAGGAACAAAGGUGGCAAAUAUCCAGUGAAAGAGAAAGAAGAUGCUCACCAAGACCCUGAGAUCCAGCCCAUGAAGGAGGAUGAUGGGACAUUUGGAGAAUACAGGUCUAUGGAGAGUGACACGGAGGACCACAAGCCGCUGAAGGGCAGCCGGACGCCGUCCAACGGGACGGUGCGCCGGGACGAGAGUGACGACAGCCUGGUGGACUACGGGGAAGGCGGGGACGGACAGUUCAACGAGGACGGCUCCUUCAUCGGCCAGUACAGCGGCAAGAAGGAGAAAGACACGCACGAAGGCAACGAGAGCUCGGAGGCGCCUUCGCCCGUCAACGCCAUGAACUCGUUUGUCUAAGAGAGAGGCCGCCUCCUGAUGUCGACAGGGUGCUGCGGUCACUCCUUGUCACCCUGGCAAGUGUGACCAUCUCGGUGGUGACAGUUGCUAAGGUGACAGUCGUUGUGGACACCUACUGUUGCUUCAGUGGCCAUGGCUGCAUGUCACCAAGACUGCCGACCACCACGCCCUCAUCUCCACCCUCGCCGACCCCUGUCCCACUGUGACCUCCUCCGAUCGACACACACUCGACACGGCGAAGGCCGACACCACAUCCCCCCAUGACCACUGACAGAGGGAGCGAGAAAAAGAGGGAUGUGAGGAGACCGAGAAGAUGGAGGGAGACGGGAAGCAAUACAGAAAAGCAGAAGGAAUGUACAAGAAGGAGUAUUACCACUCAGACUGAGCAGCAGGGUGGCCGAGUGUGUGUGUGUGUUUGUGUGGUAGUGCCAUUUAAUCCCCUUUCCCAACAUACCACACCUGAUGUAUCCAAAUUUAUAUUUUAUCAAAGGUCCCGCAGGCAAGCAAAUACGCAUUGAAUCACAUUCAUAAACAUUUGCAUGGAGAAAACCAUGAUUCUGUGAAGCAUUGCACCAUCCUCCCUGUUGCAGAGAUGAGCCGUGUGCUGAGACUGUAUCUGGUGCACACCUACUACUAGUUUUUUCUUUUUUCUCCAUUCAUUAAGAAAGUGUUAAACAGUAUCUGAUAUAUAGAGAAUAACUGGCCGCGGUGUCUUUGUGGACAUUGCGACUCACAGUAGAAGUUUGAUUGUGUCUCUUUGAGACAGAUGGCCUGUAUUCGGAAUAAGAAAAACACUCGGCGUCGGGUCACUCCCCGUCACACCAGCCAGGCAGUUGUUUUCAUCCUGGUGUUUCCUCAAGCUUACUCUUUUAGCUUUUUUCUUUCCCACUCUGUUCCUUUCCACCUCCGAAUCCUGGCCACUGUGGAAGCCUGUGUUUUUGGCGGCGGCGGUAUUAUCCAAACUGCUACCCCAGCACAGUCUCCAAUGGCAUUUCUUCUUCCGCGUCUCCUACGUACGCCGGCGGACAAAAGAGAGAAAAACGCUGUCGCAUGUAGAGGUUUUUACUGCGAGUACACACGGUCCUUUCUGAGUAUUUAGAUGUCGAUGAUCAAGAACCUCUUAGCAUGGUUUCUAGUGCCUUUGUAGAGAACAGUGACUUAGAUCCAUGGUUACAUACCCUCGUCAUGCACAGUCCAUGAGAACAGCACAUACAAAAUACCACCAACCCACGAACACUGCAGAGGCUGUGCGAGUUCUCAAAACUGCAGGAAAUAUUCAUGGAAAAAUAAGCUCCACGGGAUUAUGGUGAUGUCGGAGAGUUUGUUCACGAGGGCACAUUAAAUCGACGGCCCUGUAUUGUGAGCUAUACUCGGUGACCAUACUCAGUAGUAUCGCCUCUUCACCCACCGGUCGGAAAAUGAUUUCACAGUUACUAGAGACGGAAUCAUUUUCGCCCCUCAGAUUGUUAUGGUCUCGUUGACAAUCAUGUUACCCAGCGACCGUCAGCCAAUUUGGUUUUUCAAACACCCAGCACCAAAUCACUCCAUUGCGACUAAGAACUGAAGAAUGCGUUGAAUAUCAGAAUGUAGGAAGCCCGAGGUCACAGAAUUUUUGACACCCGAUGAGAUGUCGUCAUGUCUCAUGCAUUUCCUUUCAUACGAUCUCCUCCGAAACCCGUUCAUGUCGAGGAGGAUCUGCUGCCUGGCAGCACCGAACUACUGCCAACGUACUCACCAGGUUACUGCCAAUGGGAACCAGACUCAACUUAUCUGGUACAGACUAUUAUCGAAAAAAAGAAGAAAAUGGGACUCACUCUUACUGGUUGCACUUAAAAAAAAAAGAAGAAAAAAAAGGAAAGGGGUCAGAAAUGUAUGUUAUGAUACUGAAUGUGGAAACAAGUGUAUCUGUUAAUGUGAAUGAAAAUAUUGCUUGUUUCACUUCAAAUGGUAAACACACUGGUGACUUUUAGGUUCAUGCAUUUAACCUUAUAUCUGUGUAUGUCGUCACGACCCGAGCGCAGCACUCAGUGAGUUUUAUGCUGGAAAAGAAAGGAGGUUGUGUGUGAAUCUUUGGGAGUGUGUGUGUGUGUGUGUGUGUGUGUGUGUGCGCGCGCGCGUGUGCAGCACAUGCAUGCUACUAUGUCAAAGCGUGCGUGAUUCUACAUUUUCCUUCCAUUCCCACGAAUAAUUCCGACACGUGUCGAGCAGUCUGCGCCCACUCUCAACAGGAGAUACAAAGACUUUUUUCCCCCUUCUUUUUCCAGAGAACAUUUCCAUGUUUUUAAGUUUAUCAUAACUUGCAUCAAGUUUUUAGGCUGCAAUGUGUCAGCUUUCCACGUGUAGAUAUUUUUGUUGUGUUUUGUAAAUAAUGGCCUGAAUUGAGCGCAGACGUGGUGGGAGCCAGAGGGUGACCUCUGAUGCAUCAGGGGUUUAGCGAGAGUGGGAAAGACGGCUUUGUGUGAGAUGAGACCAUUUACAGUUUUCACUCUUUUUUUUCAAAGAUUUGCCGUGAAAUUUCACUUCUUUUUUUUUUUUUUUUCCGUAACUCGUCAGGCGAAUUUGCCUCAAAUGUUUUUGCCCAUCAGGUAUCAAAGGAGAUUAUUUCACUUGUGACUGAGCUCUCGUGACACCCGUCUUGUUUCCGUCUCUCACACUUCAUGCACCUUUUCUGUAUUUUUUUAUAAAAGAGAAGAAGAAAAAAAAGGCACACGCUUUGACAGGAUUUCUCAUUUCAUACGAAUUCAUGCAUCCAAUUUGGGACAACAUCCGGUGUCUGGAGGCAGCAUGUUGGGAAACUGUCGUUCUAAAAUAGACACAACCCCCCCACCCCCGAAACUGACACAUCCUUUUUUUAAGAGUGUGCGCUUAAAAAAGCAACAACACAACAAACUAUUGUAAUUUGGAGCAUACUGAGCCGGCAUGGACAGAUAAUCUUACUGGCACACCGGAGUGUGAAUAGUGACUGAACAUGCAGUAGGAUAUACAGUAUAUGAUAUGAUAUAAUAUGACAUUCUGGUUAAUGUUGAAGCUACACGAGAAGCAUGAAAGGCUGUCAAAAAUGGUUUACUCUACAGUAUAAUAUUGCAAAAAUAUUUUGUAUUUUAAAUGAAGUUUAAAGAAGAAAAAAAAAUGAAAUAAAUGUUGGUUUCAGGAUUUCAAAA
This is a messenger RNA of Scophthalmus maximus (turbot), 7698 nucleotides long. RefSeq names its product neuronal cell adhesion molecule a (gene nrcama). Gene Ontology annotation, molecular function: cell-cell adhesion mediator activity. Bases 620 to 4537 code for a protein of 1305 amino acids. Gene Ontology annotation, biological process: brain development; cell-cell adhesion. The record is from RefSeq and is a predicted model, not a curated record. Lineage: Eukaryota; Metazoa; Chordata; Actinopteri; Pleuronectiformes; Scophthalmidae. The transcript is spliced from 35 exons.